CCCUCAGCGGCAUUCUCGGCUCUUCCUCUUUUCAUGCGCUAUCAGCGCGUAUCAGCGGCCAGUACGGCACCAUCCCUUCCGCAGUGAAGACGUCGCGGAGAGCAGCCCUCGUAUCCGCGCUCAUCUCGGACAGAAAUGAUUGUUAACAAGUGUCAUCGUGCGCUGAACGCGCGGACCUCGCUUCGACAGCUGCUAAAUGGCGUCGCAACAACAUGGAAUAGAUGCUUAACCGGUUCAGUGUCGAGAGAACCAGAAGGGCCGGUAAUUAUGACGGAAAUACCGGGUCCUCGGUCUCGAAGCUUGCUACAAGAAUUGAAUGCGAUACAACAAGCAUCUUCCGUACAAUUCUUCGCAGACUACGAAAAAUCCUCCGGUAAUUAUAUAAUGGAUGUUGACGGGAACGCGUUGCUGGACGUUUAUAUGCAAAUCUCGUCGAUGCCCCUAGGGUACAAUCAUCCAGCGAUGUUGGAGGUUCUCGCCGAUCCCGUUAAUCAAAAAAUUAUAGCAAACAGACCUGCGUUAGGUGUCUUUCCGGGAAAAGACUGGCCUAACAAAUUAAGGAAUAUUCUGCUCAACAAGGAGGUUGCGCCACCCGGAUUAUCGCAUAUCACUACAAUGAUGUGCGGUUCUUGUUCUAAUGAAAAUGCUUUUAAAAGCAUCUUUAUUUGGUACGCCGAAAAAGAAAGACAAGGGAAACCAUUCAUGAAAGACGAGAUAGAAUCAUGCAUGAUAAAUCAAAUUCCUGGUUCGCCGCGAUACUCUAUUAUGUCUUUUAAAGGUGGCUUCCACGGAAGAACUUUAGGUUGUCUCUCAACGACUCACAGCAAAUACAUUCACAAAAUAGAUGUACCAGCUUUUGACUGGCCUAUCGCAUCUUUUCCAGAGUACAAAUAUCCUUUAGAAGAAAACGUCCGAGAAAAUCAGAGGGAAGACGAACGUUGCCUUGCAGAGAUCGAAGAAUUAUUCGAAAAGUACAAAAACGAAAAGAAAGUACCAGUGGCGGGUGUAAUUAUCGAACCUAUUCAAGCGGAAGGCGGUGACAAUCACGCGUCGCCUGAAUUUUUUCAGGAACUUCAACGCAUAACGCGACAGCACGGAGCAGCGUUGCUUAUCGAUGAAGUCCAGACUGGUGGCGGACCAACGGGAAAAAUGUGGUGUCACGAGCAUUUCAAUUUAAAUACCCCACCAGACGUGAUGACAUUCAGCAAGAAAAUGCAAUUAGGCGGUUAUUAUCAUUCGGAAGAAUUCAAGCCGAAACAAUCGUAUCGCGUAUUCAAUACUUGGAUGGGCGAUCCAAGUAAAUUGAUACUGCUCGAAGCGAUCUUGGAAAUCAUCAAGAAGGAGAAUCUUUUGGAUAGAGUUACGCGCGUUGGCAAUUAUAUGCUGAAGCAUUUGAUGGAUAUACAAAAGGAGCACUCUAGUAUAAUUAGCGCGAUGCGUGGACGCGGAACUUUCAUAGCGUUUAAUUGUACCUCGCCUGAAAUGCGAGACACCAUCAUCAAGAGACUUACAGCCAAAGGUAUUCAGGUAGGUGGUUGUGGUACCCGAGCUGUGCGGCUGAGACCUGCGUUAACUUUCACAGAACGUCAUGCUGAUAUAUUUUUGGAUUCGCUUCGUUCUGUACUAAAAGAAUAAGGGUAAACUCUGUGGUUUUUCGUGUUUCUUGAAUCAAAUGUCUUCCAUAUCAAAUGUCUUCCAUGUCAAAUGUCUUCCAAAUCAGAUGUCUUGUAUUAAAGAGUGGUUAUAAAGAUGUAUGUAUGAAGAUGUGUGUACGGAGUUAAAAAUAUAUGUAUUAUUUUUAUAUGGCAGUUGCUAAGCUAACAAUUUAUACAUAACUUUAAAGAAAUAAUGCAGUGGUGCAAAAUGCAGCGAGAAUGUAUAUCUGAUGAUUCUAUAAUUGAUCGAUAUGCAUUAUUAUUGCAUAGGAUAUCAAUUAUUACAUUGAAUAUUUAAACAUUUCGUACAGUAUUUUCUGUAAUUUAAAAAAAAAUGCUAUAAAAUUAUGCUAAGUUAACAAUUAAUUGUUAUAAUUUAUUAUAUGUCGUUCUUUGGCUAUUAUUUAUUUCAUUAAUCGACUUGAUUAAUGAAACUGGAUAAUUUGUUGCACGAUCAAAUGUCUUCCGAAAGAACUGCCAAUAAAAAAUGUUUGAGCUAUGUUCCGUGUUAUUGAUAAGCUCCAAU
Cataglyphis hispanica is the source of this 2181-nucleotide messenger RNA. Its product is annotated as 4-aminobutyrate aminotransferase, mitochondrial-like. Gene Ontology annotation, cellular component: mitochondrion. NCBI's taxonomy places the organism in Eukaryota, Metazoa, Arthropoda, Insecta, Hymenoptera, Formicidae. Gene Ontology annotation, biological process: GABA catabolic process. Gene Ontology annotation, molecular function: pyridoxal phosphate binding. The transcript is spliced from 10 exons. The record is from RefSeq and is a predicted model, not a curated record. Bases 136 to 1635 code for a protein of 499 amino acids.